Messenger RNA from Pyricularia pennisetigena, 2550 nucleotides. RefSeq lists its product as uncharacterized. Lineage: Eukaryota; Fungi; Ascomycota; Sordariomycetes; Magnaporthales; Pyriculariaceae. The transcript has 2 exons. The coding region runs from base 1 to 2550 and encodes 849 amino acids. The record is from RefSeq and is a predicted model, not a curated record.
AUGCCUCUGCAAGAGCGAAAAGCUGCCGACCUGGCCGUCGGUAACAAGUCUCACCUUUCCAGCGAGCCCGCUGACGCGUCAAAAAAGGGCAGCCAGGGCAUGGUGGCCGAUCUGUUCCAGCGCCCGGCACAGAACAAGCUGGGUAAUCGACCUCGUCAGCCCAACGUCUUGGUCCGCCCCAGAAGAGGCAGCAGCUUCAAGGACUCUCCAGAAGAGUACUCGCAUAGGCAGCAGCAGCAGCAGCAGCAGCAGCAGCACUACUCACACUCUCGCGGACUCUCAUCGUCGGGCGAUUCUGCGGCGUCUUCGUCGAGACGCGGCUCCGCAUCAACUUCAGCCCAGUCACUUCGACGAGGCUCUUCACACACCGAUCUCGAGUCCCAAAGGGCUGAACCCGCCAAGGGGAAAAGGCCCGAGCUGGUCUCUUCUGCAAGCUUUGAUUCGGACCCCAGGUCGACGACGCUUUCGGCCUGCAGUAGAGGCCCGUUUAGUGCAUCUGCUUCGCUGCUCCUCGACGACGACUCGAGGGCUGAAGCGGAAAAUCUCACGUUCCAGGAAGCCCUAGAAUCAUUAUCGACAUCCUCGACAAACUUGCAAGACGAGGUCAAGGACCCUGUCGUAACCCAAAUCAGCACCACCACCACCACCACCAGCCGUGGUGCGUCCGGUCCGGGGACUCGACGUCACAGCCGCUCACGGGUUUCCGACGGCUUCAAGCCCUUUGGCCAGUACGGCCGUGGUUGGCUCUGGCCGCUGUCCAAGAAGCAAAAGCCCCAGGACAUCACGUUCGCCCAGUGCGUCCAGGUGACCCAGGAGAUCACCAUCGAGAUCCAAACCGACCCAGACUACCGUCCUCCGAAGUCGGCCCAGGCUGGUGGGCAGGAGGUCCAGGUGCCGAGGAACCCCAACGAGUACCCCGACUUCCGGACCCAUCACGAGUUGUUUGGUGGCGGCCCUCCCUCGCCCACUCAGACCGACGAGGAGACUAGGGACAAGUCCAGAUCAGGUUGGAAGAAACACUCACGCUUUUCCAGCAGUAUCAGUUGCCGUUCUUUUCUGCAAAAGGAUCAGAAAGAGGUCGAAGAGACGGCGGCUGCGGCUGCGGAUGCGACGGAGGAAAUCCCAGCCUUUCUUACCCACCUCAAGAUGCACUACCCACCCCCCAACGUCGUCGCCACCUGGCCUCCUCCUAACCACACAAACCCAGAGCGUCGGGGGCCGGCGCUGCUGGUGAUCGAGCUGACCAUUCUCCCCGUCGCGCUCUUAACCCUCCUCCUACGUCUCUAUGUCCGUGUUCGUAUCGUCAAAAGCUACGGCUGGGACGACUGGUUCAUGGUUGCCGCGGCGGCCUGCGGCUUCGGCGUGACGCUAUGCACCAUCAUCGCGACGCAAAUAUUCAAUUGGAACGCACACAUCUGGGACCUGACGCCGGAGCAGAUAGUCGAAGGCCGCAAGGUCUCGCUGGCCAGCCAGACGCUCUUCACCGCGGCGACUUCCCUGGCCAAAGCAUCCAUACUGCUUUCGUACUUGCGCAUCGCGCCGCGAAAGUCCUGGUUCAGGCGCCUGACGUUUUCCGCACUGGCCCUGGUGUCAACCAUCGGGUUCGCCGCCAUCUCCCUGUUCUGGACCCAGUGCAUGCCCAUCUCGAGCUACUGGUCCUUUCAGGACACGUCCCAGGCCGCCAACUGCGGGGUCGACGAAGGGCUACUGGCCUAUGCUCAGGCGCUGUGCAACGUAUGCACAGACCUGGCCGUCUACGUGCUGCCCAUACCGACGCUCGCGGCUCUGUCCCUGCCGCUGGGCCAGCGCAUCGCCACCAUCGCGCUCUUCAGCCUGGGCCUGAUCGUCGUGGUCGCCGGGUGUAUGCGUGCCUACUGGAUCUCGUACGUGGUCGUGGCCAGCCUGCCCGACUUCACCUGGGAGGGCUACCACCUGUGGAUCUGGACCGCCGUCGAAUGCCAGCUCAGCGUCAUCUGCGGCUGCGUCCCCGUGCUCAAGCCCCUAUUCUUCAUGAUGCUCGGUCGUGAGGCCGGUUUCGAGCUGCGACGGGAAGACAUAGAUGAUGACGUUGCAGACUUUGACUUUUGCGACAUUGCAACCACGAGAGACUCAAAGGCCUACACAAUGUACGCGCGGAGCAUACACUCGAGUCACACGAACGCAAGCGCCAUCGAGGCACCGCCGCCGGCCAGGAACACGAAUCGAUUCAGCUUUGUCUGGGCAAGCUCGGACGGCCUCGCGCGCACCAACGUCGUGGUCGAGACGAGUGAUGUUACUGCCGCCGCCACCGCCGCUAGCGACCCCUGGUACCCUGGAACGCGACCGGCCUUCAUCCCGGGAAUGCCUCCACCACCGCGACCGCCACGGUCCCCGUUACCCCCCGAGAUGGAGAACGGGAUGUAUCUGGCAGAGAUUUGCAAGCGCCAUACGAUGCCGAACCUGCGAGAUGACGAUGCGAAUGUCUGGGUUUCUGCGGGUGGCGGCGUGAGGACCGUCAUUACAGCCGGUGUUCCCAUAAAGCCAAAGGCAAAGUCUUUGCGAUGGGUUUGA